UGACUUUGGUUCUCAAUAAAAUACCGCCAUGGCUACCAGCAAUGGUAAGUACCUCUUUUGCUGAGCGUACGUGCAGCCCAGAUUCUGUUUAACUCCUUGACACAGGUGAUAUCUUCUACACCUCACAGGAACCUGGAAGGGGAUAUUCACUCUAUUUCUCAGAUGGAGAAGCAAGCAUGGAGACUAGAAGGACUUAAGGUCACAAAACAAGUCAGACGCAGAGCCCAGGGUGGAAUCCAGCGCCUAAGACUUCUACUUUCCUCUGCUCUGGGGAGUGUCCAGAUGUCCAGAUUUCCCUGUCUAAAUGUCCCUUUAGUCCUAAAGAACACCAUCAGGCUCCCCAAGGACAAAGGCCAGGGACACCGAUGGAGAGGGAGGAGGGGGCUGGGGUCCUGAACUCCCAGGUCUGGGGAGGAGGGGCCUGUGCCCUAGGAAACGUGGGCCGAGGCAUUAGACCCCCUACGCCGGCCCAGCGCUCUUUCCUGCGCCCCCGCGCGUCCCGCUCCGCCCCGCAGGCCACGCUCCGCGCCUGACCAAGCCCCGCCCACUUUCUACACCGUCGGCUUGGGACCCAGAGAAAUAGAGGCGAAGGUGCUAGAAGAGACUAGAGACCUCUGUGGAGAUGGAGCAGCAAAAGAAAGAGACUGGGCCCCAAGGAAACAACCCGUCCCUGCCACCACCUGGGACAGAGCCGUGUCCCCCUGCACCUUUCUCAGCGCUGCCGCCUUUUCCCCUGGGCACCCCAGAUCCCGCCCACCUGGGGCUUCCGGAAAGCGUGGCCUCUAUCACGGUUCCCAUCCGUCUGGACGCCCUCUCCUACCUCCUGCACAGCGCCCUGAUGGGGGCCUACAGCUUUCAGCAGUCCAUGCCCUCCUGCCCCUGCACCUCCCAGGCAUGCGGCACCCAGCCAGGCAUGGCCAAGAGACCAUCCAAGGGACGCGGGGGCUGGGAUGUCCCACGCCGGCCAGGCCGAGGCCAGGGCCAGUGGCGAUGGGGACCCGGGAGGGCUGAGCAGCCAGAGAGGGGAUGGGUGGGGGGCUCUGGGGCUGGCCCCAAGACCCCACCAACGACGCCGCCGUCGACUCCAGCACUGCAUGCCCAGGAUGGGAAAAAGGAACCCAGAGGUCAAGAGCCACCCCGGGAUGUGCCACCUGCUGGGGAGGACUGGGAGGCAGAGUACUAGGGCCCAGGGUGACCGCAGCACUUCAAGAGAUACCCCAAGAACCAUCCUGCGCCCACCCCUCUUCCCCCAAACCAGGGCCUCAGAACAAGCCCCGCACCUCAUACCCCAGCCCAAACCCAUUCCCAACACCAUCCCAGUCCCAAAGACAGCAACAGCCCAGCCCCGCCUCCAGCCCCACUCCUAACCCCAGAGCCAUGGCCGCCUGCCUCUGCAACCCCAGUCCCGUCCCCACUCCUGAUGCCGGAUUCCCAGUCUUCAUCCUUGGCCUGCCCCCCACCCCACCCUCUUUCCCAGCUUCCUCAUUCCCCUCUGUCUGCCUCGGGCCAACCCAAUCCUCACCCUUACCUUCCUUCCAGACACCCCCCCACCUUCAGCCCCA
Molecule: messenger RNA, 1562 nt
Organism: Manis javanica (Malayan pangolin)
Lineage: Eukaryota; Metazoa; Chordata; Mammalia; Pholidota; Manidae
Gene: C17H19orf84
Product: chromosome 17 C19orf84 homolog
Source: RefSeq, a predicted model, not a curated record